Molecule: messenger RNA, 7024 nt
Organism: Haplochromis burtoni (Burton's mouthbrooder)
Lineage: Eukaryota; Metazoa; Chordata; Actinopteri; Cichliformes; Cichlidae
Gene: xylt2
Product: xylosyltransferase II
Exons: 11
Coding region: 38-2629 (863 amino acids)
Biological process (GO): heparan sulfate proteoglycan biosynthetic process; chondroitin sulfate proteoglycan biosynthetic process
Cellular component (GO): membrane
Molecular function (GO): protein xylosyltransferase activity
Source: RefSeq, a predicted model, not a curated record
GCCCUGCACGCGCUCCCAGUCAACCGGAGUCGGAAAAAUGGUGGCCAGCGUUCGAGUGCAGAAGCUGCUCCGACGAUAUAAACUAGCGAUUGCCGCCGCAUUAACUAUCCUCCUGAUUCAAGGGCUUGUGGUAUGGAGUCUGAGAAGCCUGGAAGAAGGCGAGGCAGAGAGAAAACUAAGACAGUCUAAGCUGCCUGACCACGACAACCAGGACCCCAAGAAAGACAACGCACAGAAUUCAUUGUCGGGGAGAAACAAGGGAAGCAAUGGUGCCAGUGCACUGAGGAGAGGGAGCAGCCGCCGUGGAGGGAAGCCCAACAUCAGGCUGAAGACCCCCCAGGAACGGGGAAUGACAGGGGUUGGAGUAGAUGGUGUAGUCCCCCACGAUCUCUCCAGCAGCCGUAACCUUAGCGAGAUCCGCCCAGACGGGGUAGGCAAGUUACCUGCUGCUGCCAUACCAGGAGAGCCAGGCAGCGUGGACGGGGCGCACCAAGCCCCCAACAGUGACUUUGUGCCUAAAUGUGAUAUCAUAGGAAAGGAUGCGCUGUCUGCUCUGCACCGCGCCGCGUCACAGCAGUGCAGACAGGAGAUCGCCAACAUCGUGUGCCAGCAUCAGGCCGGGCAGCUCAUGCCAGAGUCACUCCCUCAGUUCUGCCCUCAGCUUGGUGUGUCACACCCAGUUCAGGCUGUUGGUGAGCUGGAAGACAGCCUAUCCGAAGUGGAGAACCCCGUCAGAGUGGCUUUCGUUCUGAUGGUCCACGGCCGUGCUGUACGGCAGCUCAAACGUCUCAUCAAAGCCAUUUAUCACCGUGACCACUAUUACUACAUCCAUGUGGAUAAGCGGUCUGGCUACAUGCAUCGGGAGGUCCUGCAGAUAGCCCAGCAGUACCCAAAUGUGAGAGCCACGCCAUGGCGCAUGGUCACCAUCUGGGGAGGAGCCAGCCUUCUCAAAGCCUACCUACGCAGCAUGCAGGAUCUGCUCUCCAUGCUGGACUGGAAGUGGGAUUUUUUCAUCAAUCUCAGUGCCACAGACUUUCCAACUAGGACCAAUGAUGAACUGGUGGCUUUCCUGUCGCUGCACAGAGAUAAGAACUUUCUCAAGUCCCAUGGGAGAGAGAAUGCCCGGUUUAUUAAGAAGCAGGGCCUUGACCGUCUCUUCCACGAGUGUGACAACCACAUGUGGCGUCUAGGCGAGCGCAACAUCCCCGAAGGCCUGGAGGUCUCAGGCGGCUCCGAUUGGUUUGCACUCACCCGCCGUUUUGUGGAGUACGUCAUCAACUCCCAGGACGAGCUUGUGUCGGGGCUGAAGCAGUUCUAUUCCUACGCUCUGCUUCCUGCUGAGUCUUUCUUUCACACAGUGCUCGGGAACAGUCUCAUGUGUGACACCCUGGUGGACAAUAACCUGCGCGUCACCAACUGGAACCGUAAGCUGGGCUGUAAAUGUCAGUACAAGCACAUUGUUGACUGGUGUGGCUGCUCUCCCAAUGAUUUUAAACCACAAGACCUCGUUCGAAUCCAGCAACUGACCCGUCCAACAUUCUUUGCCCGCAAGUUUGAGUCCUCGGUGAACCAGGAGGCCAUAGACAUCCUGGACACUCACCUGUAUGGCCAGUAUGCUCCAGGAACUGUUGCUAUCAAGGCAUAUUGGGAGAGCCUGUUUGAGCAGCUGGACGGCGUGGGCUCUCUCAGUGACGUGGCUCUCACGGCGUACUUGUCAUUCUUUCGCCUGGGCCUGAAGAGUUUGGUGACUGCUCAGAGCAACGUGAAGGCCUGCAGGUUUGAACCAGUAGGCGUCCCUCUAUCUGUGCAUGUAUACUUUUAUGAUGACCGUUUCCAAGGGUACCUGGUUCGCCAAGAAGUCCAGGCAGUGGAGUCAAAGGCCAGGGAGACUUUGGAGAUGUGGGCAGUGCCUCAGGCUACACUCGUCCUUGAGAAGAACCUUAAAGAAUUUGAAAGGCUCAAGAAUCUUGAAAUCGGCACAGAGUGGGAUCCCAAAGAGAGGAUCUUCCGUAACUUCGGUGGGGUGAUCGGCCCUUUGGAUGAACCUCUGGCAGUCCAGAAGUGGGCACGUGGUCCGAACCUCACCGCCACUAUUGUGUGGGUCGACCCGGCUUUGGUGGUGGCGGCAUCUUAUGACAUUACAGUGGAUUUGGAUGCAGAGUACACACACUACAAACCGCCACUGCAGCACCCCCUGCGGCCGGGCACCUGGACGGUACGGGUGUUAAAACAAUGGGAGCGUGUGGCAGAAGUUCACUUUCUUGUCAUGCCAUUAACUUUUAAUAACAAGGAGCCGCUACGCAAAGAAGAGGACAGCUGGCUUCAUGCAGGACCUCCAGGGAACUUGUACCUGGAGCAGAGCUUCCAGCAGCUGAGCUCAGUGCUUAAACUGCCUCCCCAAGAAGCUGCCAUGCAGGUGGCCCAGCGUAAUGCCCAGUUGGUGGGCCAGGCCCUUGAUGCAUGGGUGGACACUUCUGUUGAGUCCUUCUGGGUUAUCGGCGACUUGUGUGCAACACAGACUUCCUCAUGCCCAGCUUUGGGGUCUUGUUCCAAGACUGCCUGGAGCUCAUUGUCCCCAGACCCUAAAUCUGAUAUGGGCCCAGUGAAAAGCGAUGGGCGGAUCAGGUAGCCCUCAGAGAAGAGAGACUGCAGACGUGCAGAGAAAACCGGAGACUGCUAGGAGACCUGUGUGAACCAGGACGUCUCCGAGGUCGGCUAAGAGCUCAAGGGCACAUAAGCAACGAUAAGGAAUCUUCCUCCACCGAGGAGCCACGUCUUUCUCAGCGCCACAGUAAUGCAGGCUUGAAAGACAAGAGCAUGACUGCUGGAAAUUUGCACAUAGGAAACUGCAAGCGCCUAGUCUUGUAGCACCGCUUACUGAAUGGGUACACGGAUGCCGGGUGUAACGUGUUGUUUAAGCUGUCGCACAGGUUUGCGGUAAUGAUCCGUCUGUGCCGGAGUUUCUUUAAGAAGUGUUCAGGCGCACAGUUUUCCUGCACUUCGGUAGAAUCAACAGGCUCCGUGCCGUGCUCAGUCUUCUUUUCGAGGGAGAAUCAAACCUGUGAAUCAUGUUAUUGUGCUUAUUUUGAAGCAUUAUUAUGUAAGCAUUAAGGAACAGAUAGAUGAAGUGCACUUUACUGUAAGACUUUGGUUUUACACAGAGGUCACUAGGUUACAAUGUGAAGAUUAGAAGGUAACGGUUAAGGUCAUUUCUUUCUUUCUUUUUUACAAUAGGAACAAACUGCCACUCCCUGUUGCACAGUCACAUAAAAUUCUUGGACUGUAACACAGAGAAGGAAGAGUAGUAAAGAGAGUGGGGUUCUUGUGUAUCCUUAGGAGUCUUGUGCUUUUUUUUUUUUUACUAUAUUAUUUGUCAUUUUUUCACAUUUUGUUUGUUAAUUUGCAGAACUAGCUGGUAAAUUGAGUUAAAUUUUCUGUUGUUGCAAAAAAAAAGGCUCUGAGCUAAACGUCUGGUCUAAGGAAGUGCCUGGACUGCUGGUGCAGAUAGCGAGGGUGCAUUUACAGUUUCUCUGAGAUCAUCUUUGUAAUACGUCUUUAACUGAAAAGGAGGGAUGUGCAGUGUGCAUGAAAGCUCCAGAACAACAGACGGUGGACCUUAAGUCAGGACUUUUACUUCCGCUGUUUGACCUGUUUCUUAUCCACUCUGCUAAAGCGACUCUACUGAGCUGAAGGAAAUGUGGGUAAAAAUAACGUUUAUUCCGAUUACUCUCGGCCCACUGGGAGGAUUGAAACCACUCUGUUUAUAUGUUAGCUCAGCAUGUAGGCUGGAAAUAGGAAGAAGCGGGCAAAAGCCAAGACACUCUACGUCUGAAACGCAGCUGUUUGUUUGUUUUUAAAACAACAAUGUCAAUGGAAGAGAAUUCAUUCUGUUUUACCUGUAAGGCCCUCGUGUCUGUACCCUGGCUACUCCGUGCCAGGUGUCAACCAAGGUAUAGGACAUAUAACCCCACCAUAACACUAACGACUGUCACGUGUUGUCAGUCUUCUCUCUGCAGAGUAAGCAAGCUUACACAGUUCUCCAAAAUGUCAAAGUUCUCUUAAAUGCAAGGUUGACCUGCCGUGUAUCUGUUUGUAUGCAGUAUUGUCACGACACGUUCACAUUUAAUUUGUUAAGGUGAAUUUAAUUUCAACUUUUUGAAUUUUGUACGUUUUCUUUGUUUGUUUUGUUUUUCUUUUUGAGUCCACCGACCCAGAGUGGUCCAUCGUCCAUUUGUUUCAGUGUGAUCGAGACUCUAAGAUGCCUUUAUGUCACAAAGCUGAAUUGUUUACUACGGGAUGAAAGCUUCCACAGAUGUGCAAUCAAUGCCUUUUCAGAUGAUAGUGAAACCCAUGUCUGUGCUUUGGUUUGUUUGAUUUCUUUUUUACUCCAACGUUACGUGUUUGUUAAGUAACAGUUGGCCACCGUGUGAGUUUUAAGUGACCUUGUUUACCUCGAUCAGUACAGUUGCUUCAGUGAAGCCCCAGUUUUAUUGGGAUAAGGGAGCAGAUGAAUGGGUGUGACAGAUGUUAUUUUUCUAUCCUGUUUGGGAGGAAUUAUGUUUGUUGUCUGUUUAUCUCUCAGCACUCUAAACUAUUAGAGCUGCUCUCCAAUCGUGUUACAUUUGUCCAGCUGUUCAGCGUCAUUUGAUACAGACCUUUAUUGUUUUUGGUGGGUGGGAAGUUGAGGUCUCCCUCCGUGCCGCUGUGAUAUGCAGCAGCCCGGCUGGUGAGUCAUCCAGAGCUCUUAUCUGGAAAAAGCUCAUAGGACAGAUCUGACUGACUCAAUAAAACGAAAAAAAAAAAAAUUAAGAUGUUUCCUUAUUUUCAUUCUUAACAUGCCUUUGAAUCAGGUGGAAAUAGAGAGGAAAUGCUUCUUAUUUGAAAGUCUUAAAUGAACCUUUCCGCUACAUUUCGAGGGGUUUUCCCUCUUACAAGAACACGAUGGGAGAUAUUUAUGAGGCUCUCUCUCCGGGGCGCUGAACACUUCCUUUUCCCUUCCUUGUUAAAAAGCUCAACAUGACUUGCAUCAUGAAUACUGUAUAAGCUACACUUCCGUUAUCAUCUCUGACCAAAACUCCUUCUUUUAAAUAUUUAGUUUCAACAUAAUUAUACAUCGUAGCAUGGUGAUAUAAACCAUCCAGGGGUGAAGGAGACAUGCAGAGAAGGUGGGGUGGAGGAAUUAAGACAGGGCGAUAAAAAGGAUGGAGAGGAAGCAUAAACGUUUAGUUCACCUCUAGGACUUCACCUGCUUUUUGGUUAGGAGCUGAUAAUUACUAUUUAAUAGAAAGUGGAUGGACGACAGCUGGGAUACGCACAGGAUGAAGGAGCGGGGGAAGAUGGUUUCCUCGGACAGCGCGUACAUGUCAUCCACAGAGGAUGGACAGACGCCCACGGCCAUCACCUACCCUUAUAAUGAAGAACUAACACACAAGGUAUUUAUGUAACUAUAUUAAAAAUGAUGCGGGAAACUAACAAUAUACAAAGUGAAAUUACAGAUUACCACAGAAAAAAAUAUAAAAUCUUAAUUUACUUUUAAAUUAACUUUCAAAAGGAUGUGCUUUUUUAAAUAAUUAACUAUUCUUUCCACAGUGACUCCUUCUGUGUCAUUUUCUGGAAACAUCUGUACCCAACAAUAAUCUAAUAGCUCAGUGAUCUAAUGCCACCCAAUAUAACCUCCCUGUAGUACUAGGGGGUUAUGGGAGUGCAGUGUGUCAUGAUUUAUGAGUGUGAAUGGAUGAAUGCGACAUGUUGGAUAAAAUUAAAAAACUAAAAGCGCUGUCUAAGAACUGUAAAGAGCACAUCACUUAAUGUUCACCACCAGCAGGAUAACUUCUGGACUUUGUCACAAUCACAGGAGCUGCACAGUUUUAACUAAAGACAAAGCAAGUGAAAUCCUGUUUAUUGUCUCCGAUUGUGGGCAUUUCUUGCAGAUAGUCUAAUGGUUUAAUCGCUCUGAAUGCUCCGUAAUUCCAUUACUGGAUAUGUGUGAACAAGUAUUCUAUUAUGGUAAGCCAAGAACAAGCUCCUGCUUCCUCACUAAUUGAAUUCAUGGAUGCAUUUGCUGUUUUGCCGAGUUCUAGCCUGCCAGCAGCCCCAGCACAUACUACAUACUGAUGGUUCCAAUUUUGUUUGCAGGCUGCACUGAGCCAGUUGGCUCUCAACUCUUUAAAUAUCCAGUAAAUGUUGAAGUCCUACAUGAAAACGUGUGACAAGAAACUGCUUUGGCGAGAAAGUAGAAAAUAAAAUAUGCACUGUAAAAGCAAAAACCUGCAGUCUUUUCAGCGUUUUACCAGAAGGAACGUGGGGUGAUGUGCUCUCUCUUUUGGAUGUUCAGUUUGAGCUCGAAUUUUAAUCUCAUCAUGGAAAGACCUCUGCAGUGUAGCAACGCUGUCACAACUAGUUUGACAAAAUGUCAAAUUUGGCUCCGGCAAAAGCACCAAAUAUGCCGAAGCAUAUGUGGGACUCUGCUGGCCUCUAAAGCUGUCCUGGGUCUCCUCAGUGUCAGGGUUCAGACAGGUCUCUGAAAAAGCUGUAGUUACCCCCCCCCCCGCUUUAUAACAUCCACACCACCAGUCUCCUGUGCUUUGACUUCUGUUUCAUGGCUGCUCUCGUCUCCAGCGUCAGUCCUGAAAACGCUGCCAGCAUGCUGACAUCAAAAUUUCAUGUAGGUGGUAUGAAAUAGUAAUCUGAUGGUUUCCGAGGGGGCCGCACACUAAAUCUAAGCUGGUCUGCAUUGUUUCUACUUCAGGUGCUCAUACCUGCUCUCUCUUUGAAAGGGAUGCAAGCAAACACUUUAUGUUAUAUCUGCUAUUGAAGACUAAAAGCAUCCUGCUCCGGAGUUUCCAUCAAAAGGAAGCACUCUGGAGAGCGAGGGAGCCACGUAGCCUCAGAUGUUCGGUCUGCAUGUCACCUUGUUAGAUUUUUAAUGUGGGGAGCAAAUUGAAUGUGCAGAACCUGAAUAUCGGUGUUUAAAGUGAGGAGUACAGAGGCUGCCUGUUGUCACGCUGCACUCUAUCUGAGCUCC